AUGGCAUCUCCCACUUUCAUCCCAUGGCUCCUCUUCACCCUCCUCCAAACCACAGCAGCCGCCCUCUCCUCCCAGCCACCAUUCUCACAAACACCAAACACACCGCCCCUCGUCACCAUCAAAAACGGAACUCUAGCCGGCGCCCACAACCCAUCCUACAACCAAGACUUCUUCCUAGGCAUCCCCUUCGCCUCCCCUCCCCUCGCCGACCUCCGUCUCCGCCGCCCCGCCCCCUCCAAACCAUGGCCCGGCUUCACGAGACUCGCAGACGAGUAUGGACCGUGGUGCAUCGGAAACGUCCUACCCGUCCCGGGCCUCACACAACCCGCCAAGCACCGCGAGGACGAAGACUGCCUCCACCUCAACAUCAUCCGCCCCUCCCCCUCCCCCGGCCCCGCCCCGGUCCCGGUCCCGGUCCCGAUGCCCGUCCUCGUCUGGAUCCACGGCGGCGGCUUCCAGGACGGCAGCGCCGUCGACCCGCGCUACAACGGCUCCUUCCUCGUCCGCGAGUCCGUCGCGAUGGGGACCCCCGUCAUCUUUGUGAGUAUCAACUACCGCCUCGGCGUCUUCGGCAUGAUGUACGGCGCGGCGGUCGAGGCCGAGGCGGGCACGAACCUGCUCCUGCAUGACCAGCGCCGCGCCCUGCUGUGGAUCCGGGAGAACAUCGCCGACUUCGGGGGGGACCCCUCCCGCGUGACCAUCGCGGGGCAGUCCGCGGGCGGGUUCUCAGUCGGCCACCACCUCACCGGCCGCGAUGACGCCCUCUUCAGCGGCGCCAUCGCCCAAAGCGGCCCGCCCUUCUCCACGACACCCCCCAUGACCCCCGCCGAGAAGGAGGCGCACUUCGACACGAUCCUCAACAUCACCGGGUGUCCCCGCGGAGCCGCCGCCAUGUCCUGUCUCCGAACAACCCCGGCAUCGCUCCUCCAGCGCGCCGGCCUUCUGCUCGGCUACUCCGACGCGGUCACCAUCGACGCCGACGACAUCCUCACGAACUCGAGCUACAACCUCCUCCGCGCGGGCGCCUUCGUCAAGGUCCCCCUCCUCAUCGGCACGACCCGCAACGAAGCCACCUCCAUCCUGCAAUUCGCCAUGCCGGGGCCGCUGAACACCUUCGCCGACUUCGCGGGCAUCGGUGCGGCCGCCUCCAACGGCGGCAAGCCGCUGCCGGAGGAGCUCGUAAGGCGGUGGUUCGCGCUCUACGGUGACGAGAUCGACCACCCUUCCCCGGCGGGACUGGGUACGGUGCUGGCGCACCCGGGGCCGGAGCUCGGGGCCGAGUACGGCAGGACGGCGUUGUUCGUCGGGGACGCCAUGUUCAACGCGGGGAAGAGGUUCGCGGCGCGGGCGUGGGCUGAGAGAGGGGUGGAUUGCUAUAGUUACUUCUUCGACACGGUGCCGGCGCACGUGGAUGCGGAGACGAUGGGGGCGACGCAUUUCAUGGAGAUCCCGUUCGUGUUUGGGAAUAAGGAGGGGGCCGGGUGGGAGGUGGACCCGUUUCCGGAGGACGCUGGGAUGAGGAGGAGGUUUGAGGAUUUGGCGGAGGUGAUGAGUCGGAUGUGGAUCAGUUUUGUGGUGUACGGGUCGCCGAAUCACCAUCGACGUAAGUUCACACCGAACCCCCUGGAACCUAUUGCGCAGCUGGCUGAUAUCUUGAGACUAGUGCUUGGAGGUAACGUCACAUGGCCGCCGUACUCGCGCGAAGAGCCGAUGGAAUUCGUCUUCAGCGCUGUGAAGGGCGCGUCUCUGCAGGCUGAUACUUGGAGAGAGGAGGCCAUUCAGAUGUUCUUUGACCUGGCGGAGGAGGUAAAUCGACCAUGA
This is a messenger RNA of Colletotrichum karsti, 1821 nucleotides long. RefSeq names its product carboxylesterase. The transcript has a single exon. The coding region runs from base 1 to 1821 and encodes 606 amino acids. NCBI's taxonomy places the organism in Eukaryota, Fungi, Ascomycota, Sordariomycetes, Glomerellales, Glomerellaceae. The record is from RefSeq and is a predicted model, not a curated record.